AUGCUUUCUCCAAUAAUUGGUAUUGCUUUUGGUAAUACAUCUUCUUCCAUUGCGUAUAUUAACCCCAAACAAGAUGUGGACGUAAUUGCGAAUCCCGAUGGUGAACGUUCUAUUCCAUCCUGUCUUUCAUAUGUUGGUAAUGAUGAAUAUCACGGUGGUCAAGCCUUACAACAAUUGAUUAGAAAUCCAAACAACACUAUUGUGAACUUCCGUGAUUUUAUUGGACUACCAUUUAAUCAGUGUGAUGUUAGUAGGUGUUCUAUUGGUGCUCCUGUUGUCGAUGUUGAUGGUAAAGCUGGUUUUAUAAUUUCAAGAAGUGAAGGAAAGAAAGAGCACUUGACUGUUGAUGAGGUUGUAUCUAGACACUUGAAAAAUUUGAAAGAUGCGGCGGAAGAUUAUAUUGGACAGAAGAUUGAGAAAACUGUGAUCACUAUCCCAACCAACUUUUUGGAUGUUCAAAAGAAGGCCAUGACCAAGGCAGCUGCUAAAAUUGGGUUAGAAGUUGUUCAGUAUAUUUACGAACCUUCAGCUGCUUUAUUAGCACAUACUGAACAAUUUCCAUUUGGAGAUGAUGUCAAUGUUGUUGUUGCAGACUUCGGAGGUGUUAGAUCAGAUGCAGCUGUCGUUGCUAUUCGUAACGGCAUGUUCACUUUAUUGGCCACAGAACACGAUUCAAACUUGGGUGGUGUCAAUUUAGACACUGAGCUUGUUGAAUUUUUUGCCAAGGAUUUUGAGAGCAAAUAUAAGUGUAACCCAAGAAGCAAUACCAGGUCUAUGGCAAAGUUGAGAGCCAGUUCUCAAAUUACGAAGAAAACCCUAUCCAAUGCAACUACAGCCACUAUCUCAAUCGAUUCUUUGGCUGAUGGUUAUGACUAUCACUUGUCUAUUAACAGGAUGAGAUACGAAUUGGUAGCUAACAAAGUCUUCUCUGAGCUAUCCCAAUUCGUUCAGCAUGUUAUUACUAAGGCAAACAUGGAUCCUUUGGAUAUUGAUGCUAUAUUAUUAGUCGGUGGGACAUCCUUCAGUCCUAAAUUAAUUAGCAAUUUAGAAUUCCUAUUUCCCUCAAGUGUACAGAUUUUAGGCCCACAACUAAAGACGGCAUUUAACAAUCCAAAUGAAUUAUUGGCGUCUGGUGCAGCCCUUCAAGCGGAAUUGGUUUCAAAUUACGACGCAGACGAACUGGCUCAGGCUAUGGAGCCAAUUGUAAUUAACACUCAGCAUUUAUCUAAAGAUAUUGGAUUCGUCGACGCUGAAGGGAAUUUUGUGUCUGUGCUCAUGGCAGAGACUUCGUAUCCAGUCAAGAAAACCGUGCUCAUGACGGAAGCUACUGGUGAUUUACUAGUCUCAAUUUGCGAGGCUGACACCGCUAUCAGAGAAACAGUUUCAGAAGCUGCAGUAACUAAUAAAAAAGGUACUGAGAGUGAUAAAGAAGACGAUGAAAGUGACUGGAGUGAUGAUGAACCUGAAGUUAUAAGACAAAAAAGCUAUGUUUUGGGGACUAAGCUAAUGGAACUAGGUAUCAAAAACGUUCAGGGUGUAGAAAUAUCCUUCGUAAUCAACAAAGAUGGGCUCUUAACUGUUACCGUUAGAGAUUUAAAUUCUAGCAACUUAGUUAAAGGGUCAUUGUAG
Messenger RNA from Eremothecium cymbalariae DBVPG#7215, 1629 nucleotides. It is a transcript of the gene SSZ1, whose product is annotated as ribosome-associated complex protein SSZ1. Gene Ontology annotation, cellular component: nucleus; cytosol. The transcript has a single exon. Bases 1 to 1629 code for a protein of 542 amino acids. Gene Ontology annotation, biological process: protein folding. The record is from RefSeq and is a predicted model, not a curated record. Gene Ontology annotation, molecular function: ATP-dependent protein folding chaperone; ATP binding. NCBI's taxonomy places the organism in Eukaryota, Fungi, Ascomycota, Saccharomycetes, Saccharomycetales, Saccharomycetaceae.